UCCUGGUGUCUGAGUGAUUCAAUGGGCCCAGCACAGGGACCAACUUUCCAGAGCCCUGAAGACAAGGGGUAACACCCCAAAAUACGGACUCAUUUUCCACUCUACCUUCAUUGGCCGAGCGGCUGCCAAGAACAAAGGCCGCAUCUCCCGAUACCUGGCAAACACAUGCAGUAUUGCCUCACGAAUCGAUUGCUUCUCUGAGGUACCUACCAGUGUAUUUGGGGAGAAGCUUCGAGAACAAGUUGAGGAGCGGCUGUCCUAUGAGACUGGAGAGAUUCCACGAAAGAAUCUGGAUGUCAUGAAGGAGGCAAUCGUUCGGGCAGAGGAAGCAGCUGCUGAGAUUACUAGGAAGCCGGAGAAACAGGAGAAGAAACGCUUGAAGAAGGAAAAGAAAAGGCUGGCUGCGAUUGCCCUGGCGUCUUCAGAAAACAGCAGUAGGACCCCGGAGGAAUGUGAGGAGACAAGUGCAAGACCCAAAAAGAAGCAAAAGCAAAAGCCCCAGGAGGCUCCUCAGGAGAAUGGAAUGGAAGGCCCAUCCGUCUCCUCCAAACCCAAAAAGAAGAAAUCUUUUCCCAAGGAGGAGCUGGUUAGUAGUGAUCUUGAAGAGACAGCUGGCAGUGGAAGUCUUACCAAAAGGAAGAAAUCUUUCCCCAAAGAGGAACCAGAUAGUGACCCUGAAGAGUCAGGAAACAAGAGGGUCCCCAAGAAAAAGAGGAAAUUCUCUUCCAAGGAGGAGCCUCUCAGCAGUGGACCUGAAGAGGCUGCUGCCAGCAAGAGCAACAGCUCCAAGAAAAAGGAAAACCUCCGAAAGCUAUCGCAGGAAAAUGAGAAUGGACAUUUCCCUAGUAGGGCAUAA
This is a messenger RNA of Lagenorhynchus albirostris (white-beaked dolphin), 856 nucleotides long. Its product is annotated as nucleolar protein 56-like. Bases 299 to 856 code for a protein of 185 amino acids. The transcript has a single exon. NCBI's taxonomy places the organism in Eukaryota, Metazoa, Chordata, Mammalia, Artiodactyla, Delphinidae. The record is from RefSeq and is a predicted model, not a curated record.